This is a messenger RNA of Eriocheir sinensis (Chinese mitten crab), 6189 nucleotides long. RefSeq lists its product as uncharacterized. Gene Ontology annotation, biological process: intracellular sterol transport. Gene Ontology annotation, molecular function: sterol binding; sterol transfer activity. The record is from RefSeq and is a predicted model, not a curated record. The coding region runs from base 733 to 2748 and encodes 671 amino acids. The transcript has 9 exons. Gene Ontology annotation, cellular component: plasma membrane; endoplasmic reticulum-plasma membrane contact site; endoplasmic reticulum membrane. Lineage: Eukaryota; Metazoa; Arthropoda; Malacostraca; Decapoda; Varunidae.
AGAGUGAAGGCCACGGCGGUGGAUAACACCUCCAGGCUUCACGCAGGAGCUGACAGGAGAGGAGGUGCCGUGCAGGCUGGGCGGGGCGGGCGCGACAGUAGUCUGUAGCAAUGUGUGGCGCAGGCAGGUAGCACGGCUCCCUGCUCUCCCUUCCUCCCUCCCUUUUGAACUUGCUCCUUCCCUCCAUUUUUGUUAACCUCCUCCCUCUUCCCUUUUCCUUCUUUUUCUCCUCUUCUCUUUCCCUCCUCCUCCUUCCUUUCUUUCCCUCCUGCCUCACCCUACGAAAACGUGUACCGUGCUGCUCAGAGACUGCCUGAGAGUGCUCCCUGGGGGUCGUGCUCCUCCCUGCCCUGUGUCCGAACAGGCAGAUUAUAGCAGCCUCUCGUCGCCCCUCGUGACGUCAGUUCUGCUAGAGGAGGAAGAGGUAACCUCCGCUGGCCUUCCCGCGAGAAGGCCUGAGGAAGGGGAAGCCUUGCCUGUCCCGCCCUGUGACUGUUGGUCCUAAAGAGUCAUAAAGCUUGAAAAGAUUGUUUUUGCGUAUGUGCGAACGCUUUUCCCACAGGAAAGGGCACUGGUUAACAAGCAAAACAAGGAAAAGACAAAUUAAAAGUGUUACCAAAUCUAGGAAAAAAGUGCUCCUGGCUUGCGUCACAGUACCGUUCCUGCGGGGAGUGUCGACAUGAGGGGCGGAAGACGCCUCACUUUCCGUAUGCGUCACUCCUGACUGUGUAGAUGAAACUCAAAGCGAAAAUAAAAGCACUUUUAUUAGCCCGCAGUGGCCUUAUAAUACACGAGGACGCGUCCUACACCCCCAGCACCACAACUACCUUCACCACCACCGUCACCACCACCACCACCACCGCCGUCACCGCAACUACGUCCAUCACCACCACCGGCACCUGCGUAGCCCCUAUCACCACAGUCGCUUCACCUGUCCCGCUCAACACACCUGCCACCAAAAUGCCGCGUGACUAUCCAUCUGCAAGCAAGUCCAUGAUGAACCUCAGCUUAUCCAGUGAGGUUGAAGAGCAACCGAAGGGCUUGCACAAAUAUCGCUCCGUGUGGGAUGUCGCCUCCAUGGAUGGAAUUCGGCGGAAGAUUCUCCGCUCACGCUCCCCGAAUGACCCGGGGCGCUCCAAGGAAAAGCGUCAGAAGAGGCACUCCUACGUCCAGCCCACAAAGGAUGCGAAAAAAGACUCUGAUGAAAAGUAUCGGCCUGUGAGUUCCACCAUCUCAGGGUACAGGCAGUCCUUGUCCUCUGGCAGCUCCUCCGUCUCCAGCACCCUCACGCCCGACCUCCCGUCCUCCGCGGCGGCACCCACAGAAACAGAGACGGACGUGUUCACGAGUGACGGGGGCAUGAAAGAGGCACGGUCCAUGAUGGUCCUCUCGCGCCCCAACGGCUCCAGCAACUCUUCCGAAGAGGACGUCAAAGUGGCUCGUAAAAGAUCAGUUGUUUCACAUGCCCUGAAGAGCCUGAGCCGUAGCACCCCGGCCAUGUCCCCCUCGGCGUCGCCAAGACACAGCGACAGCGAGGGGCAGCUGAGGGUGUCCAAGGGUACCAAAAAGUUCAUGAGACACUUCGCCGAGGCUCCGCCCAGCGAGUGGGUCCUGAACUACUUUUCCUGUGCCCUGGUGUCGGACAUUUUGCUCCAGGGAACUCUGUACAUCACUCAAAACUACUUCGCCUUCUAUUCCAAGAUCUUUGGGCACGUCAGUCGGUUGCUGAUACCUGUAACACAAGUGGCCAGCUUACAAAAAGAGCGGACUGCCAAGAUCAUCCCCAAUGCUGUAGGUCUGCAAAUGGUGGAUGGCAAAAACUAUGUAUUUGGGUCACUUUUAUCAAGAGAUUCCACCUACAAGCUCAUGCUUCACAUCUGGAGGAAGGCACAAAGGAUGGCUGACAGCGACAGUGAGCUACCAUCCGGCGUACAAGUGGCUGUAGAUGAUGACGGCGAAGAUUCUGCAUCUGGGAGUGCAAACAGUCUCAUCAUGGAGGAUCAGACAGAUGGUAGCUACAUGGUGUCCACAACCAUCAACAGUGUGGGCAGCAUUCCGUCCCCAAUCACCACCUCGCCCUGGAUACCAGACCAAGUUACUGCCACUACAAACACCACCACUGCCACAAAUAUUCUAGCCAACACUGACAACAUCCCUUCAACACCUAAUAGCAGCAUUCCAGUGAAUAGUUCAAAUAGUGCCUCAGACUCUGUUUUGGUGCUGGGAGGUGUGUUGACUGGAAAAGCAGGUGCUCAGGAGGAGACGAACAGCACCACCUCAGCUGCUGCCACCAAUGCCGCUGACAGCAAAACCAGCAGCACCAGCAUUGUAGAGUGGUUCACCCAGAGAUCCCUAGUAAAAACAUGCUUUAAGAUGGGAAGUGUCCCGCUGAAGCUGGUUGGAGAGGGAGUGAAGGAGCUGUGGUCACUUCCAAGGACAUCUCUGCUUCUACUUAUCUCAACACUGCUGCUGCUCAUGCUCUUUGCCUCUGCUGCAUUCAUGCUCCACCGUGUGGAUCUGCUGAGUCAGCAAAUUGGCCUUGAAAAAUAUGCUGAAUAUGACAGCAUGUACGAGGAGGUGCUACAGAUGCAGCAGCGGCUCCACUCUGCUGCAUCAACAGAGAUAGAGAAGACCCUCAGCAUCCAGCUCAAGCACAUAGCUACGGUGCGACAGUCUUUAGAAGCCCUGAUGGUGUUAUUCAACAAGGACUUCCCUUUAGAAACGGCACAGAUUCCAGACAACACGUAGCAGUAGCUGCAACAAACUACUAUUUAUGUAUCUCCUGUAUGUAUUACCCUGACAUCUAUAUAGUUAAACAUCCUUUGGGGAUGAAGGGCUUAAGACCCAAUUCUGGAAGCAUAAAAGGUUGUUAUAAUCAGGUAAUGCAAACUACGGCCACAUAGCACUGGCCAGAGGGACACACUAUCUAUAAAGUGAGUGAUUGUUGAUGGUCAAAGAUUAGUACCUCUGGUCCAGGGUCAGAGGUUUGUGAAUAUAAGAGGAUUUGUUUUAGAAUUCCCUGUUCCUGAUGUAGUAAGGAAAUUUAUAUUUUGUUAUACAAUAAUACCUUAUUGUUUAUGUGUCACUUUGCCAAAUAUACUAGUACUUUAUUAAUGAGUUCUAAAGCGAAAGUGCAAUUCAAGACAUCUAUAAAGUAAGUGUGUUUAGAACACACUGUGUAAUGGUUAUGUAAAUGUUACUGAUGAUUAGUGUUCCAUUUAUAUAGAGUUUUACUUGCAGAAUGUGCUUUUUAUGAUUGGCAGUAAAUAUAUGAGUUAUAUAAUGAAUAUUUUAGAACCAAACUUUUAUAAUCAUAAUAUUCAGUGAAAUGUCAAUAUGUUAUCAUUUACCUAGUCAUGUUUUAAGGUCAGUAAAACCAUCUCUGCCAUAUAACAUUUUAGCCUGUUCUCAAAACCAAGGCAUGCCCUUGGUUUCAGGGAUAAAGCUGCUGCCCCUUACUGGAGCCGUAAAACAUGGGUAAUUGUAAAGUGCCACAAGGGUAUGCUGUAAAUCUAGUCAUUCUCGAUAGAUACCAACCUACUUACCAAGGCCAUAUGUUCAUGGCUUACUGCUGGUCAUUACUUAACUACUUACUACAUGGUGAAAUAUUUAAUCUAUUUCAUAUUUGUAGAUAGCAUGACUUUUUUUUAACUUUGGAAUGGUUGUGAUUCUGGACACCAUUUUAACCAUCAUCUCACUUUUGAGUAGAAUUAAGACUAAACACUUGUAGUUAUGUAUAUUCUAAAUAGGUGGUGAUAAACUUCAAAGAUUAUUAAUUUAUUAAAUAUCUGUUGCACACAGUCCCUCCUGAAGUUCAUGUUGUGGACCAAAGUUAUUUAUUGCAGUAAUGUACACGUACACAACUUUGGCUGCAAAAAGAUAGCCUCCCCUCCUGUGGCAUUGCUUUGUGAAAAAUACACUUUCUAACUUGCCUUUUUUUCUGGCAAUAUGAUAUUGUUUCAUGUGUAUUCUAUUUUCUUACACAAUCCUGGAACUUUGUCCACUUUUUGCUGUGAUAUUCAGCUCAAGGGUGAAGCAUUAGUAAUUGGAUGGUGAGGUCAAAAGCCCUGCAAUCCCAUCAUAUUAAGGGCCAGCCAUCACUGACGUGCCAGAAGUCGUCAGUCAAUGACAUCGUCAUUGACUGAGGUCAUAAAGUCAAGAAUACAAAUUAGAGUAACACAGUUGUUCCAUGGCAGUUGGCAUCAAACACGCAUUUUUAAAGAUUUAUCAGUGAAGUAAAAGACCAUAACAAAUGAUAACUAAAAUUUGAUAAUCUGGAAAUGCAUGUUACUGUGGCAACAGAUGAACAGUUUCUAUGAUAUACAAUUUUAUUACUUAUUUUGUGUUGAAAUGUUGUACACGUUAUUUGCUGCUGCCAUGUAAUGAUGAGUAAAUAAAAUUUAUACGUUAUGCCUUAAGUAGUAUCAUACUGAAAGAAUAUUACCGCAGGCACAAAACAGAAUUUUAGUGGGCACAAGAUAGUACAUUUAUUUUCGUUCACACUAAAAAAAAAAACAGCUCUUGGCAACCACUCAUUACGUGUUUUUAUGUUUGUUUGUUUGUUUGUUUUUACUUGCGGACCAACCGCGAUUUCAUGUUUCCUGGUGUGGGGCGGCGGGGCACGAACCCUGAGUCACGGACAGCCGGGGCGCCAAGGCAGCCUACGCAUCGCGGCACUCGCUAAACCACCACCUCGCGCAAAGAAAACAAUGGAAUAGUGUCUGUUCAGUAGUCAUGCGUUCACCAUAAUCUGCAGGGCGUAAUUUGUUGAGGCCUCCAGUGGCAAGUCUCCACAGCAAUUCCUUGAUAUUUUCGGAGCUUCGCGUCCACUCAGGGGCGCGGCACGGCAGGCAGGGAGGGCAGUGUGCACGCGGCGGGCCGGGGAGUAGUACGUACGGGAUGUGACUGUGGCCUUGAAACUUUUUCUUUUCGAGAAUUAUAAGAUGUUGGUGAGCUUUUUCUAAGCAAGCAAAAUUACAAUUCAAGAGUCACGUGUCCGAAAUGUGAAAAGCUUUACCACCACAAUCGUGAAGGGAAGCCAGUCUGGGUGUGCCGAACUGAGAGGGCUGGGCGUGUCACCCUCAAGGGUUCGCUCGGCCGUGGCAGGGAAAGCUUCCUAAGUAAGUAGUAUGUUAUUCAAGGUUUUUCUUUGCUCAGUUAUGCAAAAACGAUUCUGUUCAAAAAAAAAAAAAAAAACUUUGGGGAUUAUUCACGAGAGGAUGCGGUAGUCAGCUAAUUUCGAGAUGCUGAUUGCUUAUUUUUGGACAAUAUGAUGUUGUGUAUCAUGGAGAAAGCUGUUUUUUCGGAAAUCACUAAAUGAUUGACUUUUCAAUACCUGUUGUGCACACGAAGCUGCAGUCGCAAAAUAGCUCGCAGAGAGGUUCAAUUUGCCCACUGUUUCCAUAUAUAGUUUACUCACCGCUCGCCAAGAUCACAAGAACGUUUUCCUUAGAGUGACUACUCUUGCAGGGAGUUCUCCUUAAAGGUGGCCACACUCUACUGGAGAAGUUCCCUUCUUUUCUCGGGAAAAAUCUCAUCCUUUAAGAGGUUGAAUAUUACUAUAGAAUGACACCCAACUCACCCGAGUGACACUGUUUUGGUGGAUUUUAACAUCAUUCCUGAUAACUUGUCACAAACUACUAGUUUCUGAUAUUUUAAGAACUAAUUUAGUAUCAUUGAGCAACAAUACUAGCGGCAACUAUUCCUUUCUUUUUGGUAAUUGUGGAGAUUGACUCUGCGCCUCCAAAAAUACGAUAUUACGCCUCCAUAUUAUAGUUAAAGGACGAAAUACAUGCCCCUCAACCAUAGAGUAGUGUGUAAUGUUUUGUCAGAAAACAUAUGCUAUGGUAAUAAUUGCAGUUGGUCCUUCAGUAAAAAUUGACCCAUGUUAUUACAAAUGUAAAAAUAUUUCCUUUUGUUUGGAGCCAAGUUUAAAUGUCAAGCCUACUGUCUCAUCCAGAAUAUAUACUGUACCACAAACUAUGCAUUGGCCCCUAUGUUAGUGGGCCUCAUGGUUUGUAUCCCUGACUAAGUGACGGAUUGCCUGGCAUGUAUCAACUGUUGGGUAAAAAUGUAUUCUGAACUAAUGCUGAUGGGAAAUCUAGCCCUUGAAAGUGAUUCCAAUUUUAGACAUAGUAUUAAUGCUUAUAAAUUGUUGUAAUGUGCAUAUGAAUAAAGAUUCCAUAUACA